Molecule: messenger RNA, 269 nt
Organism: Staurois parvus
Lineage: Eukaryota; Metazoa; Chordata; Amphibia; Anura; Ranidae
Source: the annotation of a GenBank genome assembly
AAAUACCGUAUUUUUCACUUCAUAAGACGCACCUGACCAUAAGACGCACCUAGCUUUUAGAGACGAAAAACAAGAAAAAAAAUAUUCUGAACCAAUGGACUGUAGACACAGUACAGGAGAUGACCAGAGACUGCGGACACAGUACAGGAGAUGACCAGAGACUGCAGACAGUACAAGAGAUGACCAGAGACUGCAGACACAGUACAGGAGAUGACCAGAGACUGCAGACACAGUACAGGAGAUGACCAGAGACUGCGGACACAGUACAG